UUAGGUUUGCAUAAUUUAUGAUUGUCAUGCAAGUUUACAAGUAUUUGGAACAGUACUAUACAUUAAAUAAAAAAAUAGGCUGCUUCGUCUUGUCCAAAGUGAUUACAAUCGAAUUUCGAAUUUGCCGCCAUAACCUCGGAGCGUACGUGUGUGAAAUGUUUUCAUAUUUCGAUUAAUUAUGGCGGACUGUGGCUGAGCGAAGUUCAUUUUUCCAUCCGGAGUGCAAAUAAUUGGUUGAAAGAUUGAAGUGCUUCGUUAAAUAAGUGCAGAGGCGGUCGGGGAGUAUCGGAUGGGCGGCGUUCGGCGAUGGCGGAGAACAGGGGUUCGGUAGAGGUCGUUAUGCCGGACAUUACCGAAGUGACCGAGCCCGAUCCGCUGGCGGCGGCGAGCGAGCGCGAAGUCGAGAGGCUGGAGCGCGACGGCGUCGCGCUCAAAGCGGCCCGUCUCGCCGACUCCAACGGCGUGGUGACCGUGCCCGUGUCCCUUCCAGUCGGGACUCUUAUAACGGGAACGACCUUCAAUGUCAUCACAUCGGACCAGCUGCCGGGCCAUUUUAAGCCGAUGCUCUGCGUGGACAACGGCUUCAUAUCAGGCGGGCCGGUCAGCGAGGAUAUAAAAGCGACACAUAUAGUGAUACAGAACCCGCCGUCGCCGCGGCACGAUGAGGGUUCCCAGGCGCCAGCGCGAGCGAGCGCGCGCUCGUGGGCAGAGACGGCGAACAUGCCCAUUCUGCCGGUGCGGUGUAAAAAUACGUCUGCAGAGUUGCACAAGCAGCGGUUUGGUUCGGGGGGCCGCGGGAGGUGUAUUAAGUACGGACUGGAGUGGUACACGCCGAGCGAGUUCGAGGCGCUGUGCGGGCGAGCGUCGAGCAAGGACUGGAAGCGCUCGAUAAGGUUCGGCGGGAGGAGCAUCCAGGCGCUGAUAGAUGAGGGCGUGCUGACGCCGCAUGCCACCAGCUGCACCUGCGGCGCGUGCUGCGACGAUCAGUCUGCCAUGGGCCCAGUCCGUCUCUUCACACCCUACAAGCGACGGAGACGCAACCAGGAUGAGGGCACUGAGAAGAAGCCCAAGAUAAAGCGGGACAGCAGUCUCGGUGACAGCGACAUGGACAACAUACACAACACGAGCAACAACAGCCACUCGAAGGAGGCCUGGCAGACCAUAGCGGAGGGCCUGGAAAACAAUGCGGACUACCAUCUGCUGGAGGCGCCGGACGCGAGCAACGAUCCUACCGCCAGUCUACCGGACAUGAGCGGCGUGCUAAAGCGUCUCGACGACAUCGGGGCGACACUGUCGCGACUGGCCACCGAGUUGAAGCAGUGUGUGGAGGAUGUCAGGGGAGUCUCCGCUCGGCAGCUCGCGCGGAUAGAGCAGGAGAGGGCGGGGGCGCUGUUGCACGCCGUGGAGCAUGCAGACGCGGCGUUACAUAGCGCCGACGACGCCGAGUCUAAGAAGUGUGCAAACUGCAACCGCGAGGCGUCAGCAGAGUGCUCCCUCUGCCGGCGCACCCCUUACUGCUCUACCUAUUGCCAGAAGAAAGACUGGGCGUCCCACCAGAUUGAGUGUCUCCGCUCCGUACCUACCAUCCACGACCAGCACCAGUCCAUCAUGCUCAUCGUGGAGAGCCAGCACCAAUAGCGAGAGCCUAAUCUGGAGAGGCUUCGCCCGAGUGUCCUAAGACGAAGGUGACAAAGCCCGACCCUGCCAGAAUAGGGGCUUCACUACAAGCCCUAACAACAGGCUUCUGUCAGAAUACGGACAUGUAUACCGCUACCAGACCUAAACCCAUGCCAGAAUAGGGGCUUCACUACAAGCCCUAACAACACAGACUUCC
Cydia amplana is the source of this 1834-nucleotide messenger RNA. It is a transcript of the gene Deaf1, whose product is annotated as deformed epidermal autoregulatory factor 1. The transcript has 5 exons. Gene Ontology annotation, molecular function: DNA binding. Lineage: Eukaryota; Metazoa; Arthropoda; Insecta; Lepidoptera; Tortricidae. The record is from RefSeq and is a predicted model, not a curated record. Bases 307 to 1638 code for a protein of 443 amino acids.